Molecule: messenger RNA, 1180 nt
Organism: Colletotrichum destructivum
Lineage: Eukaryota; Fungi; Ascomycota; Sordariomycetes; Glomerellales; Glomerellaceae
Product: Putative glyoxalase/Bleomycin resistance protein/Dihydroxybiphenyl dioxygenase
Exons: 1
Coding region: 310-1176 (288 amino acids)
Source: RefSeq, a predicted model, not a curated record
UCAAGAAGAAAGGUGACAGACGUCUAAACUUCAAAAGAACUCGGACCCGGGCUUUUGCUUUCUCACUCGUGAGAGGACCGAUAGCGGACUUGAUGCCUCCGAGUUUCCCCCUCCCCCCUUCGCAAUGAUUGUCUGCAAUGGUGACAUAGUGGGGCGCGCGAGGGGGUUCGCAACAAUAAAUAACCAGACGGUGGCCUCGAGAGGCUCGGACGCGCAGGAGAUGCUCUAGAGCCUCACGAACUCAUCACCAACGACUCGACGCCUCUCCCCUGUAUAAUCAAAACCGGACACCAAUCUUUUUUGACAAAAAUGGCCACGUCGGAUGACCAGAGCUCGAGCUCGCCCCUCCUCGACCACAUCGUCAUCCUCCUCCCCCACCAAGUCCUCGCCUCCCUCCCCUCCUGGAUCUCAUCCGAGUUCACCAUCCUCACGGGAGGCCGCCACGCCGACGGCCGCACCGAGAACAAGCUCGUCAUCUUCGCCGACGGCACCUACCUCGAGCUCAUCUCCUUCGUCGAGGGCCUCGGCAAAGAAGAGCGCCUGAAGCACAAGUGGGGUCCGAAACCGGACGGCACCGUCAUUGACUGGGCGUACUCUCUCAAGGAGGAAUCCGGCUUCGCCGCGAUCCAGGAGCGCGUGCGUGAAGCUCAGUCCGCAGCUAUCUACGACGACCCAGUUCCGGGGGGAAGAAUCCGACCGGACGGCACGGAGCUGAAGUGGGCCGUGGCGCUCCCGGCCGGCGCCGGCGACGGGGCUGGGUCGGACGGAGCGGUGGAGAGGGGCGAGCUGCCGUUCUGGUGCUUCGACCGCACGCCGCGGGAGCUGCGCGUGCCCAACCACGUCGCGGAAAACACGAGGCACCCGAGUGGCGCGCUCGGCGUCCACUCCCUGGCCGUGGACGUGGACCGGGAGGAGCUCAAGAGGGCGUACGCCGGGAUCAACGGCCGUGCCGGGGAGGGCGACGACGGCGGCCGGUGGGCGUUUGACGUGCCCGUCCGCCAGUUCGACGACCCGAGACACCUUCACGUCGAGACGGUUUCUGGCGAGCGAGGCCCGUCGAUCCGCCUUUCCCUGUACACGGCGGCGGGGACGCCGAAGCGGACCAUCGCGGGCGACCUCGGCGGCGGCGUCUCUGUUGCCAUCGACCUGGUCCCCGUUUCCGGGGGUUCCUCUUGAGUGU